CAAUUUUGUAUUUGGUUUUCUCAAUUGUCUUUCGCUACUUUCAGCUGUCUUCUGUAGCAUUCAAUUGCUUCUUUUGCGUCGUCACAGCCUGUGUUGACAGCCCGGAGCGUAUAUUGUGCCUGCCGACGGCCCCGCAUUGCAACUAGAUUGCGAUUACCUGGAGAGACUUCUCUUUCCAACUCCAGUUCCUUUUCAGAUCAAUUGAUCAGAAUCAGCCGUCACCAUGGUUAAGAUCACAAGUUUCACUACGAGGGACGUGAGGUUUCCCACCUCCCUCGAUAAGACCGGUUCCGAUGCCAUGAACGCCGCAGGCGACUACUCCUCCGCCUACUGCAUCAUCUACACUGACUCUGACUACACCGGACACGGCAUGACCUUCACCAUCGGCCGCGGCAACGAAAUCGUCUGCGCCGCCAUCUCCCUCCUCGCUCCCCUCAUUGUCGGCAAAGACCUCGACGAACUCACCGCUGACUGGGGUAAGACCUGGCGCUACCUGGUCUCCGACAGCCAACUGCGCUGGAUCGGACCCGAGAAGGGUGUCAUUCACCUGGCCCUUGGUGCCGUCGUCAACGCUCUUUGGGAUCUGUGGGCCAAGACCCUGAACAAGCCUGUCUGGCGCAUCGUCGCGGACAUGACUCCCGAGGAGUUCGUCCGCUGCAUUGACUUCCGCUACAUCACGGAUGCCAUCACACCCGAGGAGGCCAUUGCCCUCCUGAAGGAGGUCGAGGCUGGCAAGCAGGACCGUAUCAAGGAGGCGGAGCAGAGCCAGGCUGUACCGGCUUACACUACCAGCGCGGGAUGGCUGGGAUAUGGUGAGGAGAAGCUGAAGGUCCUUCUCAAGGAGAGCGUCGAGCAGGGAUACAAGCAUUUUAAGCUGAAGGUUGGCGGAAACGUCGAGGAAGACCGCAGGAGACUGGCUAUUGCUCGCGAAGCCAUUGGUUAUGAUAAGGGCAACAUUCUCAUGGUUGAUGCCAACCAGGUCUGGUCCGUCCCCGAAGCCAUCACCUGGAUGCAGCAACUCGCCGAAUUCAAGCCCUGGUUCAUCGAAGAGCCCACCUCCCCCGACGACAUCCUCGGCCACGCCGCCAUCAAGAAGGCCCUCCAAGACACCCCCUAUGGCCCCAUCGGUGUCGCCACCGGCGAAAUGUGCCAGAACCGCGUUGUCUUCAAGCAGCUCCUGCAGGCAGGAGCCCUGACCGUUCUGCAGGCGGACGCCUGCCGUGUCGGCGGUGUCAACGAAGUUCUGGCCAUUCUGCUGCUCGCGCGCAAGUUCGGCGUGCCGAUUGUGCCCCACUCCGGUGGUGUCGGUCUGCCUGAGUACACGCAGCACUUGAGCACGAUUGAUUACGUGGUGGUUAGUGGAAAGAAGAGUGUGUUGGAGUAUGUGGAUCACUUGCACGAGCACUUCGUGCACCCGUCUAGCGUCAAGGAUGGGUACUAUGUCACCCCGAUGGAGCCUGGAUAUAGUGUGGAGAUGAAGGCGGAAAGCAUGGAUGCGUUUUCGUUCCCUGGUGAGGAGGGCAAGAGUUGGUGGAGGUCGGAGGAGGCGAAGACCAUUCUGGAGGGGCCCCGGAUAGUAUAAUGGAGAGAUAAAAAGGGUUGUGUUGUAUAUAUGUGAUAUGAGUUUUGUUUUUACAUGAUGUUUAGAAUUAUGAGAUGCAU
Molecule: messenger RNA, 1662 nt
Organism: Aspergillus neoniger CBS 115656
Lineage: Eukaryota; Fungi; Ascomycota; Eurotiomycetes; Eurotiales; Aspergillaceae
Product: mandelate racemase/muconate lactonizing enzyme family protein
Exons: 4
Coding region: 224-1582 (452 amino acids)
Biological process (GO): amino acid catabolic process; carbohydrate catabolic process
Molecular function (GO): magnesium ion binding; L-fuconate dehydratase activity
Source: RefSeq, a predicted model, not a curated record